AUGGUAGAUGCAUCAGUUCAUCCAUUUUCGUUGUCUUCCAGCGGGGCCGGUUUGCAGAAACCCAUUGGUCAACUGAACUCAACCGCAAAUGAUAUACGCCCCUUCUUUACUCCGUUUCCAUGCGUUUCUGAGACAUUUCCAAGUCUCUCGCUGCUAGGUGCGGAGGUUCGUUCUCUAGAGGCCUCAGUUGUGACAAACUACAACGGUUGGAUUCCCUCGGGGUGGAGAUUCUCGCAGCCAUCGAUCGAAAUCCAUAACGCAUCAUUCUGUAAUGUCACAGUGUCUUACACCCAUCCAGGUCACGAUGAUAUAGUCAAUGUUGAGACAUGGCUUCCAACAAAGGACUGGAAUGGGAAACUCCAGGCUGUAGGAGGCGGUGGAUGGCGUGCCGGUCGGUUCAUACUUAGUUACGCUGGCAUGGCCGGUGCUGUCGCAGAUGGAUAUGCAACUGUGACUACUGACGCAGGGCUUGGAGACGCUGUUGGGCCAGCGACCUGGGCUUUGAUUAGUCCCGGAAACUCCAACCUUUACGCGCUUCACGACCUCGGCUCACAAACACUGGAUGACGAGGCAAUAAUCGCGAAGCAUCUUAUCAAAAGCUACUACGGUCACGAACCAACAUACUCGUAUUGGAAUGGCUGCUCUCAAGGAGGACGACAAGGAGCAACACUUGCCCAGCGAUACCCAACUGCGUACGAUGGUAUCAUUGCAGCGGCGCCGGCGGUAAACUGGGCAGGGGUAUUUAUCAACACCAUGUGGCCGAAAGUGUAUAUGGACGUUACGGGACAAUACCCCCAACCAUGCGAGUUAAAAGAACUCACAGCGCUCGCUAUCUCUACUUGCGACGGACUUGACGGUGUCCAAGACGGUAUUAUCGCAAACACGAAUGACUGCAAAAAGAUAUUCAAUCCCUUCAAUCAUGUGGGAUCAAAAUUCUACUGCCUCUCUCUAGGAAACUACACGAAUCUUAGUCAUGCGGCCGCGGCUGUUGCCAAUGCGAUGUGGACGGGGCCUGUGACCGCUGAGAACGAACCCACCUACUUGCAUGGCUUGGAAAUGGGCACAGAUCUCACCAAAGGUGCUCCAACAAGCUGCGAUAAGGACGGUCGGUGUGUUGGGGUACCUAAUGUCGCCGUCAAACUUCUGACUGGGUACUUUGUUGGUAAAAAUCCCGACUCGAGCACCACCAAGAUCUCCUUCAAAGAGCUAGAGCGAGCCUACCGCUCGUUUAGACAGCAGUACGAUUCGUUCCUGGGCUCUGACGAUCCUGAUCUGACAGCAUUCCGGGAUGCUGGCGGUAAAAUGAUAACUUUCCAUGGACUGGCCGAUCCAACUAUUCCUACGAAUAUCUCGCUAGAAUAUUAUCAGAAAGUGUUGGCACUUCAGCCAGAUGCUCCAGACUUCUACCGGUACUUUCUGGUUCCAGGGCUAGGACAUUGUUGGGGUGGCCGUGGUGGCCAACCAAUUGCCUUGUUCGACCAGCUAACACUCUGGGUUGAGAACGGAACAAUCCCAGAAAGCUCGCCCGUAACUAUAAUGAAGCCGGACAAAACGCCAGAAGACCAGAUAUUGUGCCCUUACCCGAAGAAGGCUGUUUUUCAUGACGACAGGCUGGCUAGUCCAUCUGGGUGGUCCUGUAUCCCAUGAACCAUGGGC
Molecule: messenger RNA, 1656 nt
Organism: Colletotrichum navitas
Lineage: Eukaryota; Fungi; Ascomycota; Sordariomycetes; Glomerellales; Glomerellaceae
Product: tannase and feruloyl esterase
Exons: 3
Coding region: 1-1647 (548 amino acids)
Source: RefSeq, a predicted model, not a curated record